This is a messenger RNA of Nerophis lumbriciformis (worm pipefish), 789 nucleotides long. Lineage: Eukaryota; Metazoa; Chordata; Actinopteri; Syngnathiformes; Syngnathidae. The record is from RefSeq and is a predicted model, not a curated record.
CCAGCUAUGGGGAAGUCCCAGUCACUGCUGGCCAAGCACAAAGACGACAGUCAGGAGGCGCUGACGGUAAACGCGGACGGAAUGACGUCACAAGAUGAAGCAAAGAACGGCGAUGUGUCGCAGUUUCCAUAUGUGGAGUUCACGGGACGGGACAGUGUGACUUGUCCCACAUGUCAGGGCACGGGUCGCAUUCCACGAGGUCAGGAAAACCAGCUGGUGGCUCUGAUUCCCUAUAGCGACCAAAGACUGAGGCCAAGCAGGACGAAGCUGUACGUGACCAUAUCGGUGUGCGUUUGCCUACUGCUGUCCAGUCUGGCCGUCUUCUUUCUGUUUCCCCGAACUAUCGACGUCUACUACGUGGGCGUGAAGUCAGCCUACGUGGCUUACGAUCACGAAAAGCAGAUCAUCUAUCUUAACAUUACCAAUACUCUGAAUAUUACAAAUAACAACUACUACGCCAUAUCGGUGACCAACAUCACCGCCCAGGUGGAGUUCUCCAAGACAGUAAUCGGCAAGGCUAAGUUUAACAUCAACAACACUGUUAUCGUACCUCUGGAUCAGCGACAGAUUGACUACACAGUCCCCACUGUCAUUGCAGAUGAAUUAAAUUACAUGUUCGACUACUGCACGCUGCAGUCCAUCAGAGUGCACAACAUGGUGGUCAUGAUGCAGGUUACAGUGACCACAUCAUAUUUUGGACACACCGAGCAGGUGUCCCAGGAGAUGUACCAGUAUGUGGACUGCGGGGGAAACACCACAUCAUUACAUGGCCAUGUGCAGGUCUUCUAA